AUGCUGGAACAGAAUAUUUAAAUCUUAAAGUUAAGUCUUAGGAUGGAGAGAAAGUGUUUUUUAAAAUAAAAAAAGCGACAUAAAAAACUUAUGGAUGCUUAUUGUUCAAGAUAAAAUGUAUUAUUAAUAUUAAGAAUAAUUAGAUAAAUAUCUAAAAUGUUAGAUUCUUAUUUGAUGGAGAAAGAAUUCUAGAAACUUAAACUCCUGUUGAUGUAUUAAUUUAUAAUAAUUUAGAUUGGAAUGAAAACAGGUGAUGAAAUAGAUGUAGUAAUAAAAUAAGUUGGUGGAGAUUGA
Messenger RNA from Paramecium pentaurelia, 294 nucleotides. NCBI's taxonomy places the organism in Eukaryota, Ciliophora, Oligohymenophorea, Peniculida, Parameciidae. The record is from the annotation of a GenBank genome assembly.